GGCGGCGGCGGCGGCGGCGGCGGCAGUGGUGGCAGCGGCAUUGUGCGCGCGGCGCAGCCCGGCCCGGGAGGAGCAGGACGCGCCGGGGCCGCCUCCUCCCGCACGGACCGAUGAGCCAGCCGGGCGGCGCGGCGGCUCCGCAGGCUGACGGAGCCAGUGCAGCUGGAAGGAAAAGCACGGUUAGCAGGGAACGCUUGAAGCGCAGUCAGAAGAACGCUAAGGUGGAGGGCACGGAGCCAGUGCCUGCUGAGGCCUCGCUGAGUGCUGAGCAGGGGACGAUGACGGAGGUGAAGGUGAAAACAGAACUACCAGACGACUACAUCCAGGAGGUCAUCUGGCAGGGCGAGGCCAAGGAGGAGAAGAAGGCAGUCGGCAAGGAUGGAACUGGUGAUGUGCCUGCCGAGAUCUGUGUGGUGAUCGGUGGCGUCCGCAACCAGCAGACCCUGGAUGGAAAAGCUCCCGAAGGCAGCCCCCACGGUGGAUCUGUUCGGAGCCGAUAUUCAGGGACCUGGAUUUUUGACCAAGCUUUGAGAUAUACAUCUGGGUCCUAUGAAUGUGGGAUCUGCGGCAAGAAGUACAAGUACUACAACUGCUUCCAGACCCACGUGCGGGCACACCGAGACACCGAAGCCACCUCAGGGGAGGGAGCCUCCCAGAGCAACAAUUUCAGGUACACAUGUGACAUUUGUGGGAAGAAAUAUAAAUACUACAGCUGCUUCCAGGAGCACCGAGAUCUUCAUGCUGUGGAUGUGUUCAGUGUGGAAGGGGCUCCCGAGAAUCGGGCAGACCCCUUUGACCAAGGUGUUGUGGCCACGGAUGAGGUGAAGGAGGAGCCUCCAGAGCCUUUCCAGAAAAUUGGACCAAAAACUGGCAAUUACACCUGUGAGUUCUGUGGGAAGCAGUACAAGUACUACACGCCCUACCAGGAGCACGUGGCCUUACACGCCCCCAUCAGUACCGCCCCCGGGUGGGAGCCACCGGAAGAUCCAGACACGGGUUCUGAGUGUUCCCAUCCAGAGGUCACUCCAUCUCCACGCUUCGUGGCAACAAAGACCCAGACGAACCAGUCCGGGAAAAAAGCUCCAGCCUCCGUGGUCCGAUGCACCACCCUCUUACACCGCACCCCUCCAGCUACCCAAACUCAGACGUUCCGGACUCCAAACUCUGGAUCUCCAGCAAGCAAGGCUACUGCAGCAGAAAGCACCUUCAGUCGGCGAGUAGAAGGCAAAGCACAGAACCACUUUGAAGAGACCAAUAGCAGCUCACAGAAUUCCAGCGAACCCUACACAUGCGGCGCCUGUGGCAUCCAGUUUCAGUUCUACAGCAACCUGCUGGAGCACAUGCAGUCCCAUGCAGCUGACAAUGAGAACAACAUCACCUCCAACCAGUCCCGGUCUCCACCUGCUGCAGUAGAAGAAAAGUGGAAACCUCAGGCCCAGAGGAACAGUUCCAACAACACCACAACUAGUGGUUUGACACCCAACAGUGUAAUACCUGAGAAGGAGCGGCAGAACAUUGCAGAACGGCUACUACGGGUCAUGUGUGCUGACCUGGGUGCACUGAGCGUGGUCAGUGGGAAGGAGUUCCUCAAGUUGGCACAAACCCUGGUAGACAGUGGCGCCCGCUAUGGGGCCUUCUCAGUCACUGAGAUCCUGGGCAACUUUAACACACUAGCACUGAAGCACCUGCCACGCAUGUACAACCAGGUGAAGGUAAAGGUGACGUGUGCCCUGGGCAGCAAUGCCUGCCUGGGCAUCGGUGUCACAUGCCACUCCCAGAGUGUGGGCCCUGACUCCUGCUACAUCCUCACGGCCUACCAGGCUGAGGGCAACCACAUCAAGAGUUAUGUGCUAGGUGUAAAGGGCGCAGACAUCCGUGACAGUGGUGACUUGGUGCAUCACUGGGUGCAGAACGUGCUGUCAGAGUUUGUGAUGUCAGAGAUCCGGACCGUAUAUGUAACGGACUGCCGGGUGAGCACAUCAGCCUUCUCCAAGGCUGGCAUGUGCCUUCGCUGCUCAGCCUGUGCCUUGAACUCAGUGGUGCAGAGUGUGCUGAGCAAGAGGACACUGCAGGCCCGCAGCAUGCAUGAGGUCAUCGAGCUGCUCAAUGUGUGUGAGGACCUAGCAGGCUCUACGGGCCUGGCCAAGGAAACCUUUGGCUCUCUGGAGGAGACAUCACCCCCACCCUGCUGGAACUCAGUGACAGACUCGCUGCUCCUGGUGCAUGAGCGCUAUGAGCAGAUCUGUGAGUUCUACAGCCGUGCCAAGAAAAUGAACCUCAUUCAGAGCCUCAACAAGCACUUGUUGAGUAACCUGGCCGCCAUCCUGACACCUGUGAAGCAGGCGGUCAUUGAACUCAGCAAUGAGAGCCAGCCCACCCUGCAGCUGGUGCUGCCCACCUACGUCCGGCUAGAGAAGCUGUUCACAGCCAAAGCCAAUGACGCAGGCACUGUCAGCAAACUGUGCCAUCUCUUUCUAGAAGCACUCAAGGAGAACUUCAAGGUGCACCCAGCCCACAAGGUGGCCAUGAUCCUGGAUCCUCAGCAGAAACUUCGGCCAGUGCCACCCUACCAGCACGAGGAGAUCAUCAGCAAGGUGUGUGAGCUCAUCAACGAGGUGAAGGAGUCCUGGGCUGAAGAGGCCGACUUUGAGCCUGCCGCCAAGAAGGCACGCUCAGCCACUGGCGAGCACCCCGCUGCAGCUCAGGAGGAUGACCGGCUGGGCAAGAACGAAGUAUAUGACUACCUUCAGGAACCCCUCUUCCAGGCUACUCCCGAUCUCUUUCAGUACUGGUCAUGCGUGACCCAAAAGCACACGAAACUUGCCAAGCUCGCCUUCUGGCUCCUGGCUGUUCCUGCUGUGGGGGCUCGAAGCGGGUGUGUAAAUAUGUGUGAACAAGCACUUCUGAUCAAGAGGAGGCGACUGCUUAGUCCAGAAGACAUGAACAAGCUCAUGUUUUUGAAAUCCAACAUGCUUUAAGACUCAACUUUGGGGA
Messenger RNA from Phodopus roborovskii (desert hamster), 2994 nucleotides. It is a transcript of the gene Znf618, whose product is annotated as zinc finger protein 618. NCBI's taxonomy places the organism in Eukaryota, Metazoa, Chordata, Mammalia, Rodentia, Cricetidae. The coding region runs from base 111 to 2978 and encodes 955 amino acids. The record is from RefSeq and is a predicted model, not a curated record. The transcript has 16 exons.